Molecule: messenger RNA, 630 nt
Organism: Oldenlandia corymbosa var. corymbosa
Lineage: Eukaryota; Viridiplantae; Streptophyta; Magnoliopsida; Gentianales; Rubiaceae
Source: the annotation of a GenBank genome assembly
AUGAAGAUCAUUCUUCUUUUACUCUUGAUCCUCCAAUCUAAUGGGGCAAUCUCAGCUGCACAAAGUUGGAUGAGAGCCAGUUACUGGUUUUCUGGCUCAGGAUUUCGUAUUUCUGACAUCAACUCAAGUCUCUUCACUCACAUAAUCUGUGCUUUUGGUGACAUCAAUUCUGUGACAUAUGAGCUCAACAUCUCUUCUUCCGAUCAGAAGUAUUUCUCAGUUGUCAGCAGCACUCUGAAACAAAGAAAUCCAUCAGUCGUGACUCUUUUAUCCAUUGGGGGAGAAAGGAGUAAUUAUUCAAUCUACUCGACAAUGGUUAGUCAACCUUCUUCUAGGAAAUCCUUCAUUGAGUCUUCAAUGGAUCUAGCUCGAUCAUAUGGGUUUGAUGGCUUAGAUUUCAGCUGGCCUUCAGCAAGUACAGCUGCAGAUGCUGAUAACAUCGGGAUACUAUUCAAUGAAUGGAGUGGAGGACUACCAGCUGAGAAGAUUGUUUUGGUAUUGCCUUUCUAUGGCUAUGCAUGGACACUGAAGGACCCCAAAGCCGAUGGAAUUGGUGCACCUGCUACUGGAUCAGCUUUUACUCCGGAAGGGGACAUGACGUACAUGGCAGUCAAGGACUUCAUUCGAUGA